Messenger RNA from Labeo rohita (rohu), 5797 nucleotides. It is a transcript of the gene jmy, whose product is annotated as junction mediating and regulatory protein, p53 cofactor. Gene Ontology annotation, molecular function: Arp2/3 complex binding; transcription coactivator activity; actin binding. The transcript has 10 exons. Gene Ontology annotation, cellular component: nucleus; cytoplasm. Bases 810 to 3380 code for a protein of 856 amino acids. Gene Ontology annotation, biological process: positive regulation of apoptotic process; Arp2/3 complex-mediated actin nucleation; 'de novo' actin filament nucleation. The record is from RefSeq and is a predicted model, not a curated record. Lineage: Eukaryota; Metazoa; Chordata; Actinopteri; Cypriniformes; Cyprinidae.
AGAGUUAAUAACAGAGCAAAGGCUUAAGCUGUAAUGAUGUUAUUACACGUGUGUCAGCCAGUGGCGCCAUCUAGUGGCGGGAAUCGACAUUCAGUGAGAAAAACACCGAGAAAUAAACGCACAAACCUGCUGGAGGCUCACGGCGACAGUUAUAGCAUUCAUUAUUCAUGAGUGUAACGGGUCACGUGACGACAGUAAAUCUAUUGAACACACAUUUAUAGCUGCAGGCUUCAUCAAUUAUUGAUCAGAGAGAUGAUCGAUGCCCCCACAAAUAAACCAGCGGUGUUUCAUCACUGAUGAAGCAUUUUAUGUUUAGACCACAGUAAAAACCGCUCAACGUGACACGAACACGAGAGCGGAACAGGACGCAAACAAGUAACUUUGCGUGGACGCGCAUGUGUUUCUCUAGAAUGGAGCCACGACGACCACCGUGCGUCGCCUGCGUCCCCGGCUGCGUCAUCACGCAGGGAGCGUGUCCCACGUGCAGAUGUUUACGUCCUCCUCGCUGUGACGUCAGCGCCCAGUCGUCGUCGGAUGAGAAACAUUGGCGAUGUUAAAGAUGCGGAUUAGCGCACAAAAGGCCUCGCGGGUGACGCGACGCGCGCAGGUGUGAACGCGCAGCGAUGCGCGCAUCAGCGGACGAGUCGGGUCACAAAAACAGACGCGAAAUCGGUGUUAUUGACGGACGCUGCGCGCGGCCGAGUGUUUUCAUCCGCGUCCGUUAGUCUGGCCUUUCUUCUGCCGAACAGACCGGAUUCCGUUUGAACUCGCUGCGCGUUCGCGUUUCUUUAUCCCGCGAGACACGGGACAUGUCAUUCGCGAUGGAGGACGCGCUGGAGUCCGGAUGGGUGUCGGUGCGACCGAAUGUUUUCGAGGAGAAGGAGAAGCACAAGUUCGUCUUCAUCGUCGCCUGGAACGAGAUCGAAGGAAAGUUCGCCGUCACGUGCCACGACCGAACCGUCCAGAAACGGACCGCCGUGCGGGACUCGCUGCUCGAGGGCGAUCAGACGGCCAGAGAAGGGCCUCCUCCUCCUCUUCCUCCUCCUCCGCCGCCGCCGCCGACGAGGAGCCCGGGUGGCGAGCGAGCCGCCAGGAGCGCGGAGCUGGAGGUGCUGGAGCCCGGCGAUGACGCGCCGCCGGAGGUCCCGGAGGAUCCGGAGCUGGGCGCCCGCGAGGACUUCAGCUGGGCCGGCCUCUUCUCCUUCCAGGACAUGCGCGCCGCUCACCUGCAGCUGUGCGCCGUCAACUCGGACCUGGAGCCGUGUCUGCCCGCCUUCCCCGAGGAGCAGACGGCCGUGUGGUCGGUUCUGUUCGGGGCGCCCGAGUUGAGCGCGCGCGACACCGACGCGCUCUGCUUCCAGCUGCAGGUGUAUCUGGGGCACGCGCUCGACACCUGCGGGUGGAAGAUCCUGUCUCAGAUUCUCUUUCCGGACAGCGACGAUUCCGAGGAGUAUUACGAGAGUCUGAGCGAACUGCGGCAGAAGGGCUACGAGGACGCGCUCCAGAGAGCCAAGAGACACCUGCAGCAGCUGCUGGAGAAGCAGCGCGGCGUGGAGCGGAUGGUGGAGCUGCUGCGGCUGUACGCGGAGCAGGACGAGGCGUAUGGAGAUCUGGUGGAGGCCACGACUGAGCUCUACCACUACCUGCUGCAGCCCUUCAGAGACAUGCGCGAGUUAGCCAUGCUGCGCAGACAGCAGAUCAAGAUCUCACUGGAGACGGAGCAUCUGGGGCCGCGGCGUGUGGAGUCUCUGCGCAGGGAGGAUGAGGACUGGCAGAGGAAGGCUCACACCGCUGUGCUGUCCAUACAGGACCUGACCGUCAAAUACUUCGAGACGACGGCACGCGCUCAGAAAGUGAUGUACGAGCGCAUGCGCGCCGACCAGAGGAAGUUCGGUAAAGCUGCGUGGGGUGCGGCGGUGGAGCGAAUGGAGAAACUCCAGUACGCCGUGUCUAAGGAAACACUGCAGCUGAUGCGUGCCAAAGAGAUCUGCCUGGAACAGAGGAAACACGGACUCAGAGAGGAGAUGCAGGGUCUGCAGGGCGGCGAAGACGCCAUGGUGCGUCUGGAUCAGCUGGAGGCCAUGUACUACGAGCUUCAGCUGCAGCUCUACGAGAUCCAGUUCGAGAUCCUGAAGUACGAGGAGCUGCUGCUGACGGCUCAGCUGCAGAGUCUGCGCAGACAGAUGAGCGAGAGGCAGGAGGAGGUGGUUUAUUACGACACCUACGAGAGUCCUGACGCCAUGAAGGCCACCGACGACCCCUCGACCCCUCUGACCCCCCCUAGAGACGACGUGGCCAAACUACAGCAGAGGACCAGACAGCUGGAGGCCCGCAGAGGACGCAUCACCGCCAAGAAAGCCUACCUCAAACACAAGAAGGAAAUCUGCAUCAUCAAUCACACACAGAAGCUGCAGCAGCGGCAGGGCGGCCCGGACUCCGUUUCCCAGCAAGCUUUGCUGCAGGAUGAAGAGGAGGAAGAGGAGCAGCGUCUGUCCAGAGUCAGUCAGGAGAGACAGAAGACGCUGGACCGACUGCGCAGCUUCAGACAGCGGUACCCGGGUCAGGUGACUCUGAAGUCCACGCGUCUGCGUCUGGCGUACUCCAGGAAGAGGGCGGGCGCGAGGACAGAGCAGCCGCAGACGCAGGCCGCCAGCGUGCAGACGGACGACGCUCCGGCUCCAUUGGAACAUUCGGCGGGAGUGCCGGAGCUCCGCCGGCCCGAGAGCUUCCUGUCGCUGCCUCCGAUGGGCGGCGCCGUGGCCGAGGUCCCGCCUCCCGACGCGCACGCGUCGCUUCCUCCCGCCAGAGAGCUGCUGCUGCUGGACUCGUCCACCUCACCCAUCUCCCCGCCUCCUCCUCCGCCGCCCCCGCCUCCUCCGCCUCCACCCCCUCCCUCUCUGGAGGAGACGCCCGCGGACGGCCCGCCUCAGAGCGCCAGCCCCGUACGGCAGCCGGACGCGGAGUCUCCCCUCGGGCCGUUCACCGCGCGCUUCUUCGACAGCAGUCAGCUGCUCAACGCCAGGAAGAAGCUGAGGAAGACCGCCUCGCUCGAGUCCAACCAGUGGAGGAGAGCGAGCUCGCCGAUGGACGAGGUUCUGGCCAGUCUGAAGCGCGGCAGCUUUCACCUGCGGAAAGCCGAGCUGCGCGUUCUGGCGCCCGAUCCGGACGAGGACGACGGCAACAACAUCCUGGCUCAGAUCCGUAAGGGCGUGAAGCUGCGUAAGGUGCGCAGACAGGAGCGCGCCGGCAAGGGAGCGCCGAUGGAAUCGUCCGACCCUCUGACCCGCAGCAUCCACGAGGCCCUGCGCCGCAUCAAAGAGGCCUCGCCCGAAUCCGAGUCUGAGGACGAGACGCCGCCCUGCACCGACUGGGAGAGCUGAAGCUCCGCCGACACACCGCCAUCAUGACCGUCAUCAGUGUGUGUGUGUGUUUACCUCACAGCAGAUCACUGAAACACAGACCGCUCUCUGAUCAGUGUUUAUUCCACUUACCGCUCAUUCAUUUUUUACUUUUCUUCUCUUCUUUUUGUUACGUAUGAUAGCAGGAGAUUCGAGCGUUUCAGCAGAGACGUGUUUCUCCAUUCAUGUUCUCCUGACACAUCAAACAAACCGACCAGCUCUGAUAUUAAUCAGCACUGUUAUCAGAACCAAACCAAAACACAUUUUUAUUAAAUCAAAAGAAACAACCUAAAAUAAAAUGUCAAUAUUACAUACAUUUAUACUAGAAGAAAAUAAAUGUUGCCUUGGCAAUUAAUUAAAAUAAGUUGAAGUUUAAAACACUAUUAUAAACCAGAAAUACAUAAGAACUAAACUUGAAAUAAAAACAAAUUGAAGCUAAAUAGUACUAUUUAUAAGAAUAAAUUUUAAUAACAAAAGCACAUAGAAAAAUUAUUAUAAAUAAACUCAAAUGUUUUUUUUAAAGAUUACUAAAAAUGAUUCAAAUUAAAACAAAAACUAAAAUAUAAAAUAAAAUCUAAUUCUGAAUAUUAUUAAAAAACUACAAAUGUGACCCUGGAGCACAAACCCAGUCAUAAGUAGCGAUAGCCAACAAUACACUGUAUGGGUCGAAAUUAUAGAUUUUUCUUUUAUGCCAAAAAUUAUUAGGAAAUUAAAUAAAGAUCAUGUUCCAUGAAGAUAUUUAGUACAUUUUCUACCUUAAAUUUAUCAAUGUGUAAUUUUUGAUUAGUAAUAUGCAUUGCUAAGAACUUCAUUUGCACAACUUUAAAGGUGAUUUUCUCAAUAUUUUGAUUUUUUUGCACCCUCAGAUUCCAGAUGUUCAUAUAGCUGUGUCUCGGCCAAACAUUGUCCUAUCAUAACAACCCACACAGCAACGGAAAGCUCGUUUACGCAGCGUUGACUGGUUUUGUGGUGCAGGGUCACAUGUAUGUACACACACACACAGCAAAAUAUGUUGUAAGAUCAUUUUGCUGAUGUUCUAAUUAAAUUAUUAAAAUGUUACUUCUGAAUACUUAAAACAUCCACUUUUUCUUAACAUUAAGGAAACAUUCCAUUGUAUCACGUUGCAAACAUUGUAGUUACAUUUGAAUGUUACAUAUGAACAUUCUGAAACAAGUAGCAACAUUUAAAAGUAACUUCCGUUUGAACUGUUUCACAGAAAGUUUUAAGAACAAUGCAGAAAUAACGUUUGAGAAUAUUAUUAAAGACCAGGUAACUGAUCAAACAUUCUAACAACAUUCAAACAACAGCGUUUGCUCAGAACUUUGAGAACCUUCCCAGAACAUGAGCAGGGGAAAUGACCUGGCUGUGAGACUCAUUAGCAGAGACAAUCAUUUAAAACACGCCGUCAAACUGACGCACUUGCGGAGAUCAGCGUUCAUGAGAACAUGAGUGAGCGUGAGGAGCGUCACCUGAAUCGUCUUGAUUUUGAAGCGUUUCUCCGGGUUUUCUCUGAAUGAACUCACGUUACUAGCGAUCGAUUCACCGAGUCGUUUGUUCGCGUCUGUGACUCUGUGGACGUCUGAACGUCCGGCACUGAACCACCCGACAGGCCCGCGGUCUGAGCUCUGACCGUCACGUGACCCGCGUUUACCCACGAUGCCGUGCGGCGCGUCUGUAGCGACGACGGACUCUGUACGCGGCACCGCAGUGUAAUCUGUCAUGUUUUCAUCACGUGUACUGUAUUUAGCUUUUGAUAUUCUUUGUUUGAAUCAUAUUAAUUGUUCUGUAUGUUCUAUGCAUUCUUACGUCAUCAGUCGAACCGAUUCUGAAACACUACAGUCGCGAGCGACCGCGAGACGUGAAAAUCAGCCGCGCGCUCCACACGUGCAAUAUUAUGUUAGAAACUGAAAACAGACCUUCUGAUGUAUAAUAACGCGCAGAUCCAUCGCAUGUUUGCCUACAGGACGCCUGUAUUUAUUAAGUUUAACUAAAUAUUUAAAUAUGUAAAGCAAUAUCAUACAAUGUACAAUGAUUUUUUUGAACGCCAGUUUUGCUUUUACUCUGCUUUUCCAAACAUUGUACUCCUAAUAGUUAUUUUGAAUUUGCAUUUUGCCCCUUACGUAAAUAAAGUUUCAAAACAAAUCCUCCUGUUGGUUCUUUACGGUGUGGAUGACACUCACCAUCAUCAUCAUCAUCAUCAUCAUCAUCAUCAUCAGAUUGAGCCGCGCUGACACCGUCUGACCGCUGGGUGGCAUCAGCAGAUCAUCACUGUCAGGACAGCAGCUGAAGGCGGAGCUACAGGCAUCAGUGGGCGUGUCUGAUCCUGCACGCAGAUGACAUCACAAUCGGCCCUCAUGAAUAUUCAUCUACUGCUGAACAGCCUGAAAUAUUUCAUUCUA